CUGUCCCACUUGCCUCUGAGUUGGCAGUGGAAAUUUUGGAAAAAGGAGAAGUAAGAUUCUGGUUGCAAGCUGAAAAACUCUCUGGCAAUGCAAAGGCCAACUUUGUAUUUAAUGAUAAAGAGAUUUUCAAUGGAGAGAAAUAUAAAAUGAAGGUGGACCAGAAGACUGGCCUUGUUGAAAUGAUUAUGGAUAAACUUGAGGACAAGGAUGAAGGGACUUACACUUUCCAACUGCAGGAUGGAAAAGCAACCAAUCAAUCCAGCCUUGUCCUCAUUGGUGAUGUAUUCAAGAAGCUGCAGGAUGAAGCAGAGUUCCAGAGAAAAGAGUGGCACAGGAAACAAGGUCCUCAUUUUGUGGAUAAACUGGGAUGGGAAGUUACCGAUGACUGUAACGUGAUGUUGAAAUGUAAGGUGGCUAAUAUUAAGAAGGAAACACACAUUGUGUGGUACAAAGAUGACAGGGAGAUAAUGGUAGAUGAAGAACACGACUUCAAAGACGGUGUGUGCACUCUGCUGAUAUCCGAGUUUUCUAAGAAAGAUGCUGGCACCUAUGAAGUCAUACUGAAGGAUGACAGAGGGAAGGACUCCAGUGAGCUAAAGCUUAAGGACACAGCUUUUGCAGAUCUGAUGAAUGAAGUAUGCAGAAGGAUAGCUUUAUCUGCGACAGACCUGAAAAUCCAGAGCACAGCUGAGGGUAUCAGGCUGUACUCCUUUGUUACUUAUUAUGUGGAAGAUCUGAGAGUGGGCUGGGUGCACAACGACACCCAGAUUAGGUUUACAGACCGAGUGAAGACUGGUGUCACCGGGGAGCAGAUCUGGUUGCAGAUCAACGAGCCAACUCCACAGGACAAAGGCAAAUACACAAUGGAACUCUUUGAUGGUAAAACAGGACACAAGAAGAUGGUGGAUCUUUCUGGACAAGCAUUUGAUGAGGCCUUUGCUGAGUUCCAGAGAUUAAAGCAAGCCGCGAUUGCAGAGAAAAAUCGUGCACGCGUACUUGGAGGUUUGCCCGAUGUUGUCACCAUCCAGGAGGGCAAGGCACUUAACCUUUCUUGUACUGUCUGGGGAGAUCCUACUCCAGAGGUUUCAUGGCUGAAGAAUGAAAAAUCAUUUGUAUCAGAUGCUAACUGCAUGCUGAAAUUUGAAUCUGGAAAAAAUGUCAGCUUUACCAUUACUGCUGUGUCCACACUCGACUCUGGGAAAUACAGCAUUGUGGUGAAGAACAAGUACGGCACAGAGACCAGCGAUGUCACUGUAAGUGUGUUCAUACCUGAGGAAGAGAGACAGUCUGAGCAAGAGAAAAAGAAAGAAGAUAAGAAAACGAAAGCCUGA
Messenger RNA from Eurypyga helias (sunbittern), 1331 nucleotides. Its product is annotated as myomesin-1-like. The annotation marks the transcript as partial. Lineage: Eukaryota; Metazoa; Chordata; Aves; Eurypygiformes; Eurypygidae. The transcript has 13 exons. The record is from RefSeq and is a predicted model, not a curated record.